CGGAAGACGGAUAUCCAGCUGUUUAGACACGCGGGUUGAUUAGAACUGUUCCGUUUUUAAUCAGGUUCUAAAUCAGGUUCUUAUCAGGCUUUGGUCUGGUUCUGUUCAAGCUCUUUUCGGGUUUUGCUCAGUUUCUAAUCAGGUUCUGUUCUCUUCAGUGUGUGGGUUUGAAUUUGGGUGUGAUUAAGUGCCAUGAACCAGAAUGUCUCUGAUCAACAUCCAGAAGAAGAAGCAUGGGGAGGAUGCUGCGGUUCAGGGCACUAACGACAGCAGUGUGGUCAGUAAGGUGUCCGCAGCAGCUCGAGGCUACUUUCACGAUGACUUCCUGAGACAUUUUGUGGGCAAGGUGUCUCGAAGAGCUCCUCUCAUCAACAGGGGCUACUAUAUUCGCUGGAAAGCUGUGGACCACUGUGUGAAACAAUUCUUACGUGUUACAGAUGGCUGUGAAAGGAGACAGAUCUUGUCUUUGGGCGCAGGCUUCGACUCGCUUUACUUCCGGCUUCAUGCGGAAGGCGUGCUGGAGCGGGUUAGCGUAUAUGAGGUCGAUUUCCCUGAGGUUGCCAGGCGCAAGGCAGCUUUAAUCAGCGGCACUCAUUCUCUAAAAGAUGCUCUUCCUGAUUGUGAAAUCUUAGCAGGCCCUGUGUACGUGAGCAGUGCUUAUUAUAAGCUGCUAGGCGUGGAUGUAAGGAACGAAAAGGAAGCGGAGGAGGCUCUGAGUGCAGCUGGAUUGCAGUGGAGCUCCCCACUGAUUCUCUCAGAGGUGGUGCUCACUUAUAUGGAAACCUGCUGGUCGGAUGCUGUGAUUGGCUGGGCAGCGCGCAUCUUCCCUCAGGCUAUGUUUGUGAUGUAUGAACAGAUACGGCCAGGCGAUCCCUUUGGCACCGUUAUGCAGAACCACUUCCUGAAGCUCAACUCUAAAAUUCAUGCUCUCUGCCAGUACCCAGACACAGUAGCACAGACGGAGAGAUUUCUGGGAAGGGGCUGGGAGAAAUGUGUAUGCUUGGAUAUGAACCAGUUCUACUUUGGUCUUCUCACAAAGAACGAGAGGGAGAGGGUCGAAAAGUUGGAGCCGUUUGAUGAAUUUGAGGAAUGGCAUCAAAAGUGCUCUCAUUACUUCAUCCUUACUGCCUCCAAAGGGUCUCUGACCAGUCAGGUGGUCCUCAUAUUCCCGAAAGAUACUCCCAUUCCUGUGAUCAAGCCUGAUGUAGAGGAUCAGCCUGUCACAGUACGGGUCAUGGCUGAAUCUCUGUGUGUAGAGGCUUUGGGAAUGGCCUCCUGCCUUUUGGAGCCUGGAGUCAUGCUCCUUACAGGGGGCUGUGGCAGACGAGGCCGAAACACUGCAGUUACACUUUUGAUCAAAGACCACACGGCUUGGAGAUUUGCCACUGUGGAGCCAGGCGGAAAGAGAUGUGUGCGGAUGUACCACUCCAUGACGUUUGUGCCUGGAUGGGGCGCAGUAAUUCUAGGUGGCAGAACUUCACCCCUUAACCCCAUUGAUGAUGUUCUGAGAGUCACCUAUGUGACUGAUCAGUUUAACCACGAAAAUAUGCUUGUAUCUCUGGAGAAAAUGGUUUGUAAUGGCGCAGCCCCAAAGCCAAGAUGGCGGCAUUCAGCGACCUUGCUGAGUCAUGGUGAUAGGAACUACUUAUUUGUUUUUGGAGGCUGUACAGAAAGAGAACUGGUUCUAGGUGAUGCACACUUCCUGUGUUUGGAGGACCAGCAAUGGACUGAUGUCCCACUUAAAGGAUACAUCCCUGAACCACGUCACUCCCACUCCGCUUGUGCCUAUAGACAAGGAUUGGUGGUCUUCGGAGGCCUGGGCCAUGGAGGUAUCCCUUUAGGAGAUCUUGUCCUACUGAAGCCCACGUCCGCUGGGUUCUGCUGGGAAAAGUUGAAUGUUUGCCCUGCCUUGGUACCAAGGUAUUCCCAUACCGCCCAUGUGAUUGGAGAGAAUCUGGUGGUAGUUGGUGGAGUCUGGCUCCAGACAGAUGGUGUCCCGGGAGUUGCCGUAAUAAACCUGACCACCAAAGUCAGUGUUGAAGUCCACGUGGACACAUCAGUGGUCCCCUGGCCCCUCAUGCUACAUUCUUUCUGCUCAGAAGUGCUGGACUCUGACGGAGCUGAGAUGGUGCUUAUUGGUGGCGGAGGAAACUGUUUCUCUUUUGGCACCCACCUCAAUUUCCACCCUGUUGUUCUAGACCUGAGGCCUGUGCUUCAAAAAAUGGCACAUUUAAACCAACCACCUCAGGAAAAAUGAUAGGUAGCUAGC
Molecule: messenger RNA, 2269 nt
Organism: Silurus meridionalis
Lineage: Eukaryota; Metazoa; Chordata; Actinopteri; Siluriformes; Siluridae
Gene: lcmt2
Product: leucine carboxyl methyltransferase 2
Exons: 14
Coding region: 203-2257 (684 amino acids)
Biological process (GO): tRNA methylation; wybutosine biosynthetic process
Molecular function (GO): tRNA methyltransferase activity; protein binding
Source: RefSeq, a predicted model, not a curated record